Messenger RNA from Ostreococcus lucimarinus CCE9901, 498 nucleotides. RefSeq lists its product with no specific name. Gene Ontology annotation, molecular function: SNAP receptor activity; SNARE binding. The record is from RefSeq and is a predicted model, not a curated record. Gene Ontology annotation, biological process: vesicle fusion. Lineage: Eukaryota; Viridiplantae; Chlorophyta; Mamiellophyceae; Mamiellales; Bathycoccaceae. Gene Ontology annotation, cellular component: ER to Golgi transport vesicle membrane; late endosome membrane; endoplasmic reticulum membrane. The transcript has a single exon. The coding region runs from base 1 to 498 and encodes 165 amino acids.
AUGUCGGGACGAGAGCGCGAUGCGCUGCUCGGGAACGACGCCGAACGCGCGCGGAGGAAGACGGCGAUCGAAGGCGUGGAGCGGUCGAGCGCGAACGCGGAUCGGUUGGAGCAAACGGCGCGGACAGCGAUGGAGAGCGCGCAGACUGGAGAAAACAUUAUGAGCAAGCUGCACGAUCAGCGGGAGAAGAUUUUGAGCGCGCGCGCGAGCGCGGGGCACAUGGAGCGGGAUAUGGAUAAGAGUGAAAAGCGCAUGACGCAGCUCGGAUGCGAAAAGUGCAUGCAGCGGUGGGCGUUUUGUGUUUUAGUGUUGCUCGUGUUGACGGGAUUGAGUUUUCUGUUGUGGUAUAAACUCAAGCAUCGGGACGAAGAUAAGGCGCGUCGAGAGGCCGAGGAGGACGAGGCGUUGGCGAUGUUGGCGUCGAAAGUGACGUCCACGGUGAACGAUUCGUUGGCGCACAUGGGACGGGUCCCGCGGCGACUGUUGGGGACGAGAUAG